Molecule: messenger RNA, 1045 nt
Organism: Coffea eugenioides
Lineage: Eukaryota; Viridiplantae; Streptophyta; Magnoliopsida; Gentianales; Rubiaceae
Product: U2 small nuclear ribonucleoprotein B''
Exons: 5
Coding region: 138-833 (231 amino acids)
Biological process (GO): mRNA splicing, via spliceosome
Cellular component (GO): U1 snRNP
Molecular function (GO): U1 snRNA binding
Source: RefSeq, a predicted model, not a curated record
ACGUUGAUUCUAACUCUUUCUAGUUCGACGAGUAGUAUUAAUACUAGUAGACUUCUUGUUGUAUGGUGGAGCUAGGGCUGAAAAUUUGAGUAACACAACGCCACACAGACAAAGGGUGAGGGUGAAGCAGAGGAAGAAUGCUGACCGGAGAUAUACCCCCAAAUCAAACCAUUUACAUUAAGAACCUCAACGAGAAGGUUAAAAAAGAAGAGUUGAAGAGAUCUCUGUAUGCAUUGUUUUCGCAGUAUGGGAGGAUCCUGGACAUUGUUGCCCUGAAAACAACCAAACUUCGAGGGCAGGCUUGGGUUGUAUUUAGUGAAGUGACCGCUGCCAGCAACGCAGUGCGCCAGAUGCAAAAUUUUCCAUUUUACGAUAAGCCUAUGCGGAUCCAGUAUGCAAAAACAAAAUCAGAUUGUAUUGCUAGAGCCGAGGGUACUUAUGACAAGAAAAAGAAGCAAGAAGAGAAAGCUGAAAGAAAGAGACGUGUUGAAGAAGCUCAACAAAAUGCUACUCCUAAUGGUCCAAGAGCUGAGAGCAAUGGUGGCCCAGCUGCUUCCUCUCGUCCAGGACGGCCGAGUGGUCAAGAAGCCGUUACUGAUCCGAACAACAUACUCUUCAUACAGAAUCUACCAUACGAGACAACAAGCAUGAUGCUGGAUGUCCUUUUCAAACAAUACCCUGGUUUUAGGGAAGUUCGAAUGAUCGAGGCAAAACCAGGUAUAGCCUUCGUAGAAUUUGAAGAUGAUAUACAAUCUUCAGUUGCCAUGCAGGCACUUCAGGGCUUCAAAAUUACCCCCCAGAAUCCUAUGGCAAUCAGCUAUGCGAAAAAAUGAUUGAUCUAAUGUCUUAGGUGACUUAGCGCAUUUUACACCGUUUGCUUGGGUUAAACUGAGGAAUUGCAAUAGUUCUAUAUUUGGAUGUAAUGUAUUCUAUGAGAAUUGUUGAUUUACAGCACAGUUUUGCUUGUUCGGGUAACUAUUUCUCCAAUUCUGGUCUCGCUACUUGUGUAAAAAUAUUAAUUAGUCCACAGCGGUUUGUUGGAACA